CCCGCACCUGGAGCUGUAUGUGCAAGAACGGCUGUGUGUAGGCGCAGCUUGGUAAACCUUGUACAAGCCUAAAAGGGCUGAGAAGCAAUUGAGAAAAAAGGACGCCGAUAGCUUCAUAUUAGUUUUUGACUCCGAAGCAGCGUUUUGCCAUGAGGGUGCUUUACCUCUAUUUAGUUGUCGCUUUCUGCGGUUAUAAUUCAGUCUAUUGCCAAUCCGUGAGCCAAUCAACGCUCGACUACAUCGCAGCGAAUCUGGGGAUACGAUAUGACGUGCUCGACAACUUCCAAGACAGCUGGCGGAGCUACAAGGUCCAGCUGACUCUGAGCAAUGCGGGCUCGCAAGCUAUUGCCAACGGUGAUUGGUCAAUCUAUCUGUGUCACAUCCGGGUCAUAGAACCGGUACAUACUAAGCAUAACCCUGAUGGCUACGUGUUACCUGGAUAUGGAUUAAAGGUCACGCAUGUCAACGGAUGUCAACACAGAAUCCAGCCAACAGCCGACUUCAAACCUCUCCUACCAGGAGAUUCAAGACCAGUCCUUUUCAACGCUGAAAACUGGGCGGUUGCUAAGACAGACGUCAUGCCAAAUUUUUACGUAGCCGCUGAAGGACUACAGGCUCGCACCAUUACCAGCACUUCCGGGGAGAGCCUCGAUUUCGUGGGUCCAUUUGACAAUAAGUUUAAAUGGAAGAGAUUCGAUCCGGACAAGUACAAUCCGUUUACACCGGAAGAGCGAUUUGCCAAGAAUAAUGUUACUGAUCUUAAAAGACCUGGCCUUCUUGUUUUGCCGAGUCCAUCUGAGGUGACUGGGUACGACCCACACCAACAAGUGAAUCUGCUGACCGGUGAUUGGGAGGUGAUCGCUGGAGAUGAACUGAAGAACGAGGCGGCUUUCUUAGCAGACAAGCUUGGUAUCCGCGCCGUCUCAUUCAGUCAGUUUCGUCAGAUCAAGCUUCAGCUUGGUGACGUAGCAGUUGGUAACCUUGGCAACCCAAGCAAAGAAGCGUACAGUCUUGAGGUGGACGCUGCAGCUGAGAGGAUUCUCAUCACAGGCGUGACCCCCCUUGCCGUGUUCUGGGGGGUGCAGUCUCUUCUAAGUCUUGGGCACAGCGGUUAUGUUCCUAAGGUGACCAUCCGCGAUGCUCCACGGUUUGAGUACCGCGGAAUGGAGAUCGACUUGGGCCGGAACUUCAUGCCUAAAUCUGAGAUCUUAAAGCUGAUAGACGCCAUGUCCAUGUACAAAUUGAACAAACUCCAUCUGCACUUGACGGACGACGAGGGAUGGAGACUGGAGAUACCUGGGCUACCUGAGCUGACCACGCUCGGCUCGAAAAGAUGUCACGACCCCAGGGAACACGACUGCAUUGAUUCUCAACUCGGGUCCGGUCCGGGAACCGGGAACUCCGGUACCGGGUACUAUACGGUAUCCGAAUACCGGGAUAUCCUGCGAUACGCACGUGAUAGGCAUGUGGAGGUUAUUCCGGAGUUCGACAUGCCCGGUCACGGACACGCGGCCAUCAAAGCCAUGCAGUCACGAUACAGGAAGUAUCUGGCAAAGGGCGAUAAAUACAAGGCAAACCAGUACAUCCUGUCGGACCCGUUAGACAAGUCUGAAUACCUGUCAGUCCAGUUUUUUACCGACAAUGCCAUCAACCCGUGUUUGGAGUCAACAUACGAGUUCAUUGAGCAUAUCGUGUUUCAAGUUCGACGCAUGCAUUUUGACGUUCAACCGCUGACGACAUUUCAUUUUGGUGGAGACGAGGUUGCACAUGGCGCUUGGACCAAGUCCCCCGCAUGCGCAGCGCUGGCGCAGAAACUGGGCCUAAAUUUCACAAGUCCAAGUAUUGUAAAGGAUCUUAAAGAGUACUUUGUUCGACGCGUAUCAAAAAUCACAUCCAAGUACUGUCUGGACCUCGGAUCCUGGGAAGAUGGGGUGCUAGGGGUGAAAGACAAGCCCUACGAUAGGGGGUACCUACCCAAUCGCAACGUGUACGCCUACGCGUGGGAUAACGUAUGGGAAUGGGGGCAUGGAAGCAGGGCAUACAAACUCGCCAACGCGGGAUACAAGGUUGUUAUGACCCAGGCCACCCACUUGUACUUUGAUCACCCGUACGAACCCGACCCGGAGGAGCGUGGGUACUACUGGGCACCCAGGUACAUUGACACUCGGAAGACGUUUGGGUUUAUGCCGGAUAACCUCUACGCCAAUGCCGACUUCACUCGGAUGGGCGACCCUAUCGUCGAUCUAUGUCAGACUAUGUACAAGGGGCAAUGCGUACCGCUAAAGGAGCCAAAUAACAUUGCAGGAAUGGCGGGAGCCCUUUGGAGUGAGACAGUGAGAACUCCGUCCCAGCUUCAGUCUAUGAUCUACCCCCGACUUCUAGCCUUGGCCGAGCGAGCCUGGCACAAUGCUUGCUGGGAAAUAGAGAGUGACGUAACGGAGAGAUCACGUCUUCAGGUUAUGGACUGGGAGAUGUUUGCGAACGCCUUGGGAUAUAAAGAGCUAUUGCGACUGGACCAGAUGAGAAUCGAUUACCAUAUUCCAGUACCUGGAGCAGUCGUAAAGAAUGGCGUCUUAAUGACUGAUGUUGCGUUCCCUGGCCUAGUUGUUCAGUACAGUGUAGAUAACGGGAAAACCUGGAGUGACGUUACUUCCGCCGGAAUACGAGUUUCUGGAGAAAUCGUGUUGGCGACAAGGUCGGCGGACAGGCGUCGACUUAGCAGACGCAUCAAGAUCAAAGUUUAGAUCAUACAGUACGUCUGCGAAGUGUUGUAAUACAGAAAUGAAUCACUAUUAAAAUCUCAACUCGA
Messenger RNA from Nematostella vectensis (starlet sea anemone), 2809 nucleotides. RefSeq names its product beta-hexosaminidase. The transcript has 12 exons. Bases 150 to 2744 code for a protein of 864 amino acids. Gene Ontology annotation, biological process: glycosaminoglycan metabolic process; carbohydrate metabolic process; ganglioside catabolic process. NCBI's taxonomy places the organism in Eukaryota, Metazoa, Cnidaria, Anthozoa, Actiniaria, Edwardsiidae. Gene Ontology annotation, cellular component: membrane. Gene Ontology annotation, molecular function: polysaccharide binding; beta-N-acetylhexosaminidase activity. The record is from RefSeq and is a predicted model, not a curated record.